Messenger RNA from Cuscuta campestris, 1630 nucleotides. Lineage: Eukaryota; Viridiplantae; Streptophyta; Magnoliopsida; Solanales; Convolvulaceae. The record is from the annotation of a GenBank genome assembly.
CCAUAUCAUUUCAUAUUCCAUCUAUUUAAAGCUGGGAUCUCUUCACUUGUAGUUGAAGACGAAUUUAUUGUUUUUAUUGACAACUCUGCUCUGAAGGAUCAUUCAUCAAGAGGCAUAUAAUUUUUUGAUUGAGGAAACCAACCAAUCAUCUACCGUCUUCUUCCCUCCCCGGCUCUCCGUGCGGCCCCCGAAACCCUAAUUUUCUCUCUCCCCGCCCGGAUGCGAUUCGUCGGAACCCUACCGCCGUUCGCCAAAUCGUUCAUAGAAAAGGGAAAGAAAUCCAUUGCUUGAUGGCGAUUUCUGAAACCUAAGCCUGUUUAUGGAUGAAUGCGAUCGCAAUUUCCGAGUGUUCGAUCUCCGUAUAGAGCGAUAGAAGCGAGAUGAUGAGACAAGAGUUUUCAUCUACCGGCGCCGUCGCCGCCUUCUCUAGCACCACCGUUUGCGACCGUUGCAGGAAGGCGGAGCGGCUUGUGCUCCACGGCGUCCGCCAAGAGGGCCAUCUCAUGAAGGUCUGCAGUACCUGCGUCCUCCAACUCCACCCUCAGUUCUUCUGCCCCACCUGCUUCACCGUCUACAUACCUUCCCAGCCUCGUUCAUUUCAAAAAGACGUCGUCAGCUGCGUCGAUUGUCACUCCAACUCCCACACCCAGUGCGUGGGCCACACCCCACCCAACCCUUACCGAUGCCCCCUCUGCGUUUCCCCUGAUUCCGAUAUAUUCACCUUUAGGAAAGUCCCUAAUGCGGAUGGUAAGUCUGGGAGUAGUGACCACUGUAGGGUCAUUGAUAAAAGUGCCGCAAGGAUUUUAUUUGCAGCGUCUAGGAUUGCGGCAACUUCGAUGAGUGCUGCAGCUGCUUCGGCAAGAGAUAAUGCAGAGAAGAAAGUAAAGGAAGCGGCCUUUUCUAGGAAACGCGCCAGGGAGGCACUGGAACAUGUUUCCUAUAUGGCUGCUGCGGAGGAGAGGAUGAGGAGGAAUGAGGUUUUGUUGGUUCAGAGGGGAAUAAUGGGUGGCAUUGGAAGCAAUAGUGUGGUGGUGAGGAAUCAAGUGGAAAAUAUGGACAAUGUUGAUAAACCUAGUGAGGUUGUGGCAGCUUUGAACAAGGAACUGGCGGAAGUGCAAUUUCCGAAUAACAUUGUUCACAUGGAUGUAGAGGAUGAUGGGUUGAGUGUGGCUCCUGAUUCCCUUACUGGGCUACCAAUUGUUCAGAAUCACGAAGAUAGUCAUGAGAAUGGAAUGGCUGAGGAUAUUGCUGAGUUUGAUAUUGCUAAUGAUCAAGAAGUGAGUAUUAAUAUUAUUGGAGUGGGUUCUUUACCUGCUCAAGAGGAGCAAGAUCAGCAAAACAGAUUGAUUCUUGCCGCGGAACAGAACAAUGUUAAUCUAAGUACAGUUUGAUGGUGCUUUAUGGCAAAGGCUUCUCUUUGCAAGAGGCUAGUAUUUUUGGACCUUGAUAGGGAUGAAAAGUGCAUAAAUUUUGUGAGUUGAGGGAUUCUUGUUAUUAGUAAAGCUUUUUCUUAAUGCUAGAGUGUAGUUCUAUGUAGAAAUUUCAAGAGCUUGUGUUGUACUUAUGUAGUUAUGUACGUAGUAUGAUAUUUCUAGAUGCAUUGAUUUCUGAUGCUUUACUGAAGUGUAGA